This is a messenger RNA of Aureobasidium namibiae CBS 147.97, 462 nucleotides long. RefSeq lists its product as uncharacterized. The record is from RefSeq and is a predicted model, not a curated record. Lineage: Eukaryota; Fungi; Ascomycota; Dothideomycetes; Dothideales; Saccotheciaceae. Bases 1 to 462 code for a protein of 153 amino acids. The transcript has 2 exons.
AUGUAUGCUCCGCACCCGCUGCUCCAUCAAUCUCACUUGGAUACGGCUCUGAUGAGCGCAUGGUCAAUCUCAAUAUGGCCCAGAUCUGAGGGCCGUGACAUCGACGGUCGAAUCAUGAUUCAACAUCACUCACCCCGUCUACCAACAGAUCAAUGCGCCAACUUGUUCACAACAAGUCUAGCAGUUGUUCGACCAGCCAGAGGAUCGUGUGGUGGUCGAUGCGCUCUGACAACCCUCCAUGCACUUAACGGAUGGGUGAUGCUUGCAGCAAGAAUACGCAACCUGGGACAAGUCAGUUCCGCCACCAACCCAGAAGCUUGGAAAGCUUUGGCGACGGCGGGACGGACCAGCCCUGCCCUGACAGAUCCGGUCGACGAUACAACCCAAGCCAAGUCGACGAGCACUGUGCGCAUUCGAGUCUUGUGUGCCCUUCAGGGACAGAACUCUGAGCAACUGCCAUGA